Molecule: messenger RNA, 300 nt
Organism: Rotaria socialis
Lineage: Eukaryota; Metazoa; Rotifera; Eurotatoria; Philodinida; Philodinidae
Source: the annotation of a GenBank genome assembly
AUGGCCACAGAGAUUAAAGCUACAUCUAAAAAUGAAGCUGUUGAAUCAGUUUCAGACAAAAGAAAAUUACGUAAAUUAGAAGAUGAUGGAGAAUAUGAUUAUAUUACAGUUCCACCCGAUGGAGGAUUUGGUUGGGUAGUUCUUAUUGCUUGUUUUCUUAUCAAUUUAAUCAUUGAUGGCUUUCUUUAUGCAUUCGGUGCCAUCUCAGAUGAUCUAAAAGAUCAUUUCAAAUGUCAAGAAUGGGCUGUAUCACUUAUCAUUUCUCUUGCUUGUGGUUUUUAUUUACUUAGUGGUAACUAA